GCCCACCACAUGAACUGGGUAGACUUUUUCAAGUUGCGCAAAGAGAGCAAAAGAAUUAGUAUUGUGGCGUCCUCUUUGACAAGUGUGGCGGGUGCUUUUGCCACGUUGACGUAUUUGGGAAAUGUGGAAAUUGACGUGGAGAAGCCAAUAAUGGGAAUCGACCCAUUUAUGGUGAUGGGCGGAGUGGUUAUCAUUGGUGGUGUGGCCGGAUAUCUUGCAGGCCCAUCUAUUGGUGUGCGUGUGUUCAACAUGAAAAACAGUAAAAAAUUGCCUGAGUUCAUGGUCAAGGAACAAAACUUUUUGCAAAGAGUGCAAAGAAACAGAGUGGACCCAUCGUCGCAGUCGUUUUCCAACCCAGUGCCCGAUUAUUAUGGAGAGAGAAUCUACUCCUUGGAUAACUACAAGCAGUGGUUGAGAGACUGCAACGCGUUCAGAAGAAAGACCCAGGAAUUCCUUUGAUUCCAUGUACAUAGAGCAUAGUGACUGAUGAAAAGUUUAGAGUCCAAUGAUCGCAAAACAAUCUUCAUUUGUGGGCCGAUUUUUAUGUAAGGAAUAUAUGUUCCACUUAUGUUUGCAUGCUAAAACACUGUUAUGAUUGACGCUGCUUUGAAUUUUACCGUUGGACGUGCAGCUGGAUCUAAUGUGUGUAUUUCGGCCUCCCAGGGCUUGUGAUCAUAAGUUUAAAAGGAAUGAAUUCCAAUACUCAUACUAGCUGAAUCGGAGGAUACAAACAAAAGGAGGCAAAAUCAUUUUCGAAAGAUCUGACAAAAAUAAUUUGGUACACACCGCCAUGAUCUGAA
Metschnikowia bicuspidata var. bicuspidata NRRL YB-4993 is the source of this 800-nucleotide messenger RNA. It is a transcript of the gene PAM17, whose product is annotated as Pam17p. Gene Ontology annotation, cellular component: PAM complex, Tim23 associated import motor. NCBI's taxonomy places the organism in Eukaryota, Fungi, Ascomycota, Pichiomycetes, Serinales, Metschnikowiaceae. The record is from RefSeq and is a predicted model, not a curated record. The coding region runs from base 10 to 459 and encodes 149 amino acids. The transcript has a single exon. Gene Ontology annotation, biological process: protein import into mitochondrial matrix.